Galeopterus variegatus (Sunda flying lemur) is the source of this 3871-nucleotide messenger RNA. RefSeq names its product insulin receptor-like. Bases 1 to 1590 code for a protein of 529 amino acids. The transcript has 9 exons. Gene Ontology annotation, molecular function: insulin receptor activity; insulin receptor substrate binding; ATP binding. Gene Ontology annotation, cellular component: insulin receptor complex; axon. Gene Ontology annotation, biological process: glucose homeostasis; protein phosphorylation; positive regulation of kinase activity. Lineage: Eukaryota; Metazoa; Chordata; Mammalia; Dermoptera; Cynocephalidae. The record is from RefSeq and is a predicted model, not a curated record.
AUGGGUCGCUUGUAUUUCAUACUCAGAUUGUGCUUUGCUGCCUUGGUGUCAUCUCUGAGCGAGAUCUUGGUGGUGACGUCCCCGCUUGGGACAGACGCCUCCAGCUGUGCAAAGGUCAUCCAGCCUCUUCCUCCUUCCUUCCAGGAAUUGCACCUCUGUGUUUCCCGCAAGCACUAUGCUCUGGAGCAUGGAUGCAGGCUACGAGGGCUGCCACCUGGGAACUACAGUGUGCGAAUCCGGGCCACCUCCUUGGCAGGCAAUGGCUCCUGGACAGAAGCCACCUAUUUCUACGUGACAGACUACCUAGAUGUCCCAUCAAAUAUUGCAAAAAUUAUCAUCGGCCCCCUCAUCUUUGCCUUUCUCUUCAGUGUUGUGAUUGGAAGCAUUUAUAUAUUCCUGAGAAAGAGGCAGCCGGAUGGGCCGCUGGGGCCGCUGUAUGCAUCUUCAAACCCCGAGUACCUCAGUGCCAGCGAUGUCUUUCCAUCCUCUGUGUACGUUCCGGACGAGUGGGAGGUGCCUCGAGAGAAGAUCACCCUCCUUCGAGAGCUGGGGCAGGGCUCCUUCGGCAUGGUGUACGAGGGCAAUGCCAAGGACAUCGUCAAGGGCGAGGCAGAGACCCGUGUGGCAGUGAAGACGGUCAACGAGUCGUCCAGUCUCCGAGAACGGAUCGAAUUCCUCAAUGAGGCCUCAGUCAUGAAGGGCUUCACCUGUCAUCACGUGGUCCGCCUCCUGGGGGUGGUAUCCAAGGGCCAGCCAACGCUGGUGGUGAUGGAGUUGAUGGCUCAUGGAGACCUGAAGAGCUUCCUCCGUUCUCUGCGGCCAGAGGCUGAGAAUAACCCCGGUCGCCCUCCCCCGACGCUGCAAGAGAUGAUUCAGAUGGCAGCAGAGAUUGCCGAUGGCAUGGCAUACCUUAAUGCCAAGAAGUUCGUGCACCGGGACCUCGCAGCUCGAAACUGCAUGGUUGCCCAUGAUUUUACCGUCAAAAUUGGAGCCAGGUUCUACCAAACCAAGAAAGUGUGCAUGUGUGUGCAUGACACUGUGUGUGUAAGGGUGUGUGUUUUAAUGGCUUCUUUCUUAGUACUCUCCAAUGUCAUUGGCAGGUCCUUCGGCGUGGUCCUUUGGGAAAUCACCAGCCUAGCGGAGCAGCCUUACCAAGGCCUGUCUAAUGAACAGGUGUUGAAAUUUGUCAUGGAUGGAGGGUAUCUGGAUCAACCCGACAAUUGUCCAGAGAGAGUCACCGACCUGAUGCGCAUGUGCUGGCAGUUCAACCCUAAGAUGCGGCCGACCUUUCUGGAGGUUGUCAACCUGCUCAAGGAUGACCUGCAUCCCAGCUUUCCAGAAGUUUCCUUCUUCCAUAGCGAGGAGAACAAGGCACCCGAGAACGAGGAGCUGGAGAUGGAGUUUGAGGACAUGGAAAGUGUCCCCCUGGACCAGUCCUCACACUGUCAGAGAGAGGAGGUUGGGGGCCGGGAGGGCGGGUCGUCACUGGGCCUCAAACGGAACUAUGAGGAUCAGGCCCCCUACACCCACAUGAACGGAGGCAAGAGAAACGGGCGGGCCCUGGCCCUGCCUCGCUCCAGUCCCUCCUAACAGAGCCCGUUUGGGGAAGGGGUUCCUGUCUUCACUUGCCUCUGGUUUGGAAGCCUCCAGAAAACUCAGGAUUCUCACAAUGCUACCCCAAGGUCAGACGGAGCUCAGAGAUCGUUCCUAUACAUUUCUGUUCCCCUUAGGACUUAAAUCACACUUGUUUGCCAAGUUACCUAGUUGUCAGAGGAUUUAACUGUGAACCUAGAGGGGAAGGGGUUUCUACAGCCGCUGCCCUUUUGGCAACCACACUUUCCGACGGGGAUAUUCUUUGUUUUUCUUUCUUUCUAGUAGAUUGAAAGAAAGCACCUGUUUUUACAAAAAUCUUUUCUUGCCUCCCCCCCCGCCCCCCGCUGGUGACUGAGCUACAGUAUAAAACAUAAAACUUGUGUGUGGAACAAAAGUUUGAAAGAAAAGAAAACAACCCUGUUCCAGCAGAAUUCCAAGCUUUACAGGGUGGGCUUCAGGAAGGUUUUUCUUAUCCAGGCUGAAGGAUUUUUUUCCUCUUCACAAAAUCAGUUCCUCAAAUUGACCAAUAGCUGCUGCUUUGAUGCUUUUGAUAAGGGUCUGCAGCCCCGCGCGUCUCUCGGGUGUCCACGCGCGUGUGUGUGCCCGUGUGCAAAGGGUUCGUGCUGGUGGAUGCUCUGGGAAUUUGCUUGUGAAGGUUCUGCUGUUCUCAAGGGCAUAAACUCAUGCUCCCCUUCCUCCUUCUUUCUUAUUUACUGGGAGACUGUGCCCUCGACAGAUUCUUCUUGUGUCAGAAGUCUAGCCUCAGGUGUCUUCUCUUACUUCACUUUGGCGAAAAAAUGUUUUCCAGGAGCUAAGGGAGGAGCAUUUGGAGUGAUCUUGGAUCUUUUCAAGACCAAAUAAAGCCAGGGCAAAAAAAAAAAAAAAAGUGCAAAAAGAAAACAAACAAAAAACCCAACUUCAAUGACAAAGAGUUUUGAGAAUAUAUUUAUAACAUAUUUAAUUUUUUAAAAUCUUCAGCAUUAGCCUCAUAAGUUAUUGACUAUUUCCUGGGGAGGGGUGGAGUCGUGGGUUGGUCUGUUUGUGUGGUCUCCCUCGAGUGAGACCCAAGUGACCUCUUUGUUUGGUCUUAAAGGCAUCCAUUUUCUGGGAAUUAAGCCACAUUCGCUGCUAACCCUUUUGGGCGUUGUGAGGCCACAGUGAGCGUGUGACUGGGUUUUAUGGGUGGUCUGAUUUGGAUACCGAGGUCUGCUGGAAGGUUCCUGCUCAGAUAAGCUCACAGCUACCCAGGGCUGAGCCCAUCUCCAUGAACACCUAUGUUCGUCUCUUGGUCCGCUGUGUGUACCUCACGUGGUGUUUCCUCUCCUGGGUGUGCACGUCCUACAGUUAUCGUGCAAACGCAAUAGUCAGAUCCCAAAGGGCAAGAACCUGGAUGGACUUUGAGAACACUAAGCAAUAUAAAGAAAGAUGCACCCAGAAUAUCUUUUGGUCCCACCCAUCCUUGGAACAUCUGACAUCCUCAGUACUGAACUCCCAGAAGCUGCUCUGUGCCCAGGGACCUCAGCUGAGCCAGGUGUGGUGCCUGAGCAGAAUUCUCAGGUGCUUACGAUGUUGCGACCCCUAAGAGGGUAGAGUCUGGAGGCGACACUAUUAAAGACCUUCACACCACCGAGAACUUCCGAAUGGGUGUGAAUCCUCGGUUUCUUCUCUUUGCAAAAAGAAUCACAGCUGCUCAAAUAGAGAACACAGUGAACUCAUGACUUUGGUUCAUCAAAAGUCAUCACCCACGGGUUAUCCCUGAGUGCAUUUUCUCACAAGUUUUUGAUUGCUUCCUUCUCUUCUUCUCUUAAGAGUUGUGGGCUUAAGAACGGAAUAGAGACAAAAUGGCAACCUCCAGGCCCUCUCAAUUCUUGAUUCAGAACACAGGUAGACACAAAUCCCAAUUGUUUAUUGCUAUCUUAUUUAUAUGAUUUGAGAGAUGACGGCAUGUAAAAUAUUGCUGGGGAGCCUCGGUGAUCGGGUACAAGAAGCAAGAGUACAGAAAUUAUUUUCGCCAAAUUUAUUUUGUAAAUAUGAGGGUCUGUACGUAAAUUAAAAAACAAACACGUAGAUCUAGGUAUUUUGUUGUUUUUGUAGUACAUCUGUAGUGGUCGUAUACCACACUAGCAGCAAAUUUCACACUUUUCUAAUUCUGAAAGGUUUUCUUAUAUUAGGGGGAAAAGUAUUUAUUUUAAUAUAUAAAAUCACUCUAAAAAUCACUUUCGUAAAACAUGGAGCGCAUGUACAUUUUUAUCAAACAAAAAUAAACAGGUGAAUGUUG